GGGCGUUUAAGCAGGAUAUAGUGCACUUAAUAUUAAUUUGAAAUCGGUUUGAGCUGCAACCUAUAGUCGAGGUGAAAUACUGGCGAGGAUUGGCGUUCAGUUAGUAAAUUAGCCUGCUCGUGCAAAGUAAACAUGGAAGAAAAAUAUGAAGAAGAAAUAAAACUCCUCCAGUUAGACAUUGAGACGUGGGAAGCCGAGAGGGAAGAGUGUUUACGGGCUGUUUCGAGACAACACACAGAAACCCUAAGGAAUAUCUUAAAAAACAUCUCCAUACGGAGGGAGGGAGGCGAUGGAGUGGUGAAUAAAGACGUUUCAAAGCUUAUGAAAGAAAUCAGUGAUCUGGAGAAGGACCUCAAGAGACAGACAGAUAUCAGUGGGCUCUCUCUGUCCGAGUGCUGGGUCAGGACACUGGAGAAAAGCAAUGUAAAAACUGUGCACCAGUACAGACUGACCGGACGCUGUUGGUCUCUUUUAUUCCAAGUUGAGUUUGCACUGACAGAGAUUCAGGACGGUGAAACCAUUCUGAAAAAAGUGACUGACCUCAACAUUAUAUCGGAUGGAGCCGAGUUUAAAGACUUGUGUGCUUUUCUGUCAAGUGUAGAGGAGUCAAAGAGCGUUUUCCUGUUCUUCAGGACCCUGAGGUCAUUUUCGGAGAGAUGUAAACAAAGAACGUGUACAUUCCAGCACUUUAAGGAGAAAUACCCAGAUGUGGUUCAACUUCCUGAAGGCUGCAGAUCUGAGAUCAUGGUUAUCCAGAGUCCACAACUUCCUGGGUGUUCAAUGAGCAUUUUCUGGAACAUUACCGUCAGUAAAGAAGGAACAGUCAAGCCGAAGAUUGACCUAUUGAUGAAAAUGCCUGAGCAAGCUCAAAAACUGGAUACAGAAAACGUGUUGGACUCAGCACCAGGCAGCUUCCGGAGUCUUCUGACGGCAUUCGGAGUGGAAGCCACAAUCGAAAGUUUAAUACAGUCUGUAUGUUUUUGAACAAUCAGGCAACAAACCAAACACAUAUGUUCUUU
Messenger RNA from Clarias gariepinus (North African catfish), 1019 nucleotides. RefSeq names its product centromere protein P (gene cenpp). The coding region runs from base 133 to 984 and encodes 283 amino acids. Lineage: Eukaryota; Metazoa; Chordata; Actinopteri; Siluriformes; Clariidae. Gene Ontology annotation, biological process: CENP-A containing chromatin assembly. Gene Ontology annotation, cellular component: nucleus; chromosome, centromeric region. The transcript has 9 exons. The record is from RefSeq and is a predicted model, not a curated record.